This is a messenger RNA of Cryptomeria japonica (Japanese cedar), 753 nucleotides long. Its product is annotated as protein TIFY 3. Gene Ontology annotation, biological process: response to wounding; regulation of jasmonic acid mediated signaling pathway; regulation of defense response. The transcript is spliced from 5 exons. Bases 129 to 482 code for a protein of 117 amino acids. Lineage: Eukaryota; Viridiplantae; Streptophyta; Pinopsida; Cupressales; Cupressaceae. Gene Ontology annotation, cellular component: nucleus. The record is from RefSeq and is a predicted model, not a curated record.
CUAGUUUGCUUCCAGGAAAAAAAUGGCCCAGUUUUUUGGAUUUUAAAUUCUCUCACAGACCACCAAAUCCUGUAAACGGAUUACCAGUACGUAGAAUAACUCUAAAAUCCUCUAAUUGUUUGAUAAUUAUGGGAGCCUCCAAUCCAGCAGCUCAGUCUGGAGCAUCUGCCGUUGCAGGCAAGCAACACCCUUCUACCCAGAUGACGAUUUUCUAUGAGGGAACUGUGAAUGUUUAUGAUGAUAUUCCUCCAGAUAAGGCACAGGCCAUUCUAAUGCUCGCAGGUGGUAAGAUGCAAAGCAAUUGUGGGUUAAUGCGUCCUCCACUCACAAAAUCAGUCCCUUUAAUGAAUUACAGCCACUCCAUUCCAAAAGUCUCAGAUCUUCAGCUUGAGAGGAAGAAUUCUCUACAACGUUUUCUCCAGAAGCGAAAGGAGAGGCAAAGGGCAAAAGCUCCACAUGCAACACAAGGAAGGGCAAGCUAAAUGGAGUUGAUUAAACACUGAAAUAAAUCAUUGGAUGAGUUGUAUACUCCCGUUGUUUAAUGUUCUUGUCAAUGAAUGCCCAUGGCUACUAUUCUAAAGUUUUAUAAGCUUGCUUGGUAAAUAUCAAAUUUUGCUGAGAAACAAGCUCAGAGAAAGUUUUGAUGGUCUUUUAGCUCACAAUGAAGUUUUAAGUUUGGUGAAAUGUUGUAUAAUGUUGUUUUUUUAAUUCCUUGCUUAUCAAUCAAGCUACGCUUGCUUUGAGCAAACUGCA